Messenger RNA from Prorocentrum cordatum, 1578 nucleotides. NCBI's taxonomy places the organism in Eukaryota, Dinophyceae, Prorocentrales, Prorocentraceae. The record is from the annotation of a GenBank genome assembly.
AUGAAGGACUUCAUGACGGAGGCGGCGCAGCAAGUACGCGAUGAAUUUCAACGUCUUCCGACCCCAUCAAAGGACAUUCGUUCCAAGGCAGGCAGGCCCAUCACACUACGGGCGGUUUCACGCGGCGUCUGGCUCAAUGACACCCCCACGGCACAGAAGCUGAAGGCCGCCACGCCCGAUGGCGCACGCUUUAAUGACAUCAUCAAUGGAGUCGCUGUGCUCUGCGAGAGGGAAGAGUCCACGCUCAUCUCCCACGCUGCCACCUACGAGCUCGGGCAGAUGGAGGCGGAGAUGGACCUCCCCGUUUCUGCCGCGUGCGACAUUGAGGCGGCGCCCUCGCCAUUGGGUCCGAUCAAGCAGCACGGCAUGGAUGAAGUGGUUCUGGAAUAUUUCGAGGACGGUUUCAAGGGAGCGGGUUUAGAAUUCUCGGGGGCUGAUGACCUUCGAUUUGCAAAGCACGUUUUCCUGGAUGGCAGUUGUUUCAAGUCGGCUGUUGAGGAACUUUCGCGUUCAGGUUGGGCUUUCGUCAGAUGUUUUUCGGGCGCCUCGGGAAAAGUCCAGGACGUUAUCAAGGUCGCGGCUCACAAGGAUGUUGACGACCCAGCUAUAACUGAUGUUGAACGUUUCCGACGGAAGGGCAACUUCCACGCCGACCGCUCCCACGAGUGGGAGUGGGAGGUGGGCCCCCGGAAGGAGGUGGGCAACGAGAAGACGGGCGGCGUGGACGACUUCGGCAGGAGAGUGUCGGAGCCGGGGCAGGAUGCCCGCCACUCCGCCGCGCUCCGAGGGUGGCGCCCAGCGCCGCCGCCCGCUGGCCGGAGACAACCGCGCGGCGACAUGCCGGCCUUCGCCGAGGCGGAGCUGUCUGUGAAGGCCAUCCUCAGCAGUCUGGAGCUGGAGCACGAGCGGGAGGUGAGCGCGCUCUGGGGCGAGAUCGCCCAGCUGCGGCAGGAAACGGCGGUCCUCCGCCCCAGCGGACUCAGCGACCCCAGCGCACAGCAGCCCGACGCAUCGCCGCGCUACGAAGACGACCGACCGCAGCGAGAAGUCUCCUUCGAGGUGCAGCGGUGCCCGACGGCCGAGUCGCCCGUCGUCGUGAGGACGGGUGCGAUCAACUCCGGGUGCAACCUUCUUACUCCGCGCCGGGCCGUCGUGGUCGAAGGUGGUUCAGUUCAAGCCGAGCCCUCGACACUUGCCGCCUACCCCAAUCCGUCGGCCAGCUCCUCGCUACCCUUGGAUGCGGCGGUGGACGAUGGCCUCGAGACUGGCAUCGUCAGCGAUAAGGCCCUAACACCGCACAGCAGGAAUACCUCCAGGAGAUUACCGACACAUACGUCGACGAUUUCUUACAAUACCUGUAGAUCUCGAUCCACCAAGCUUGGCGGCCACCUGGUCUCCCACGUCAAGACCAUCAGGUCGCGGGGGUACCCGGAGGUUGCGAAGAAGUUGACAAUGGCUCUUAACAGCGUGACUGACCUGAACGACCCGGACCAAUCGGAAAAAAGGUGUUGCGCAUCCCAAAUCGAAGCCGUUUCAUUGGCACUGCCACCAUGUAUGUCACCCUUCUUGUUCCUUUGA